This is a messenger RNA of Rhizopus microsporus ATCC 52813, 583 nucleotides long. Its product is annotated as L30e-like protein. Bases 56 to 484 code for a protein of 142 amino acids. Gene Ontology annotation, biological process: translation. The transcript has 3 exons. Gene Ontology annotation, molecular function: structural constituent of ribosome. Lineage: Eukaryota; Fungi; Mucoromycota; Mucoromycetes; Mucorales; Rhizopodaceae. The record is from RefSeq and is a predicted model, not a curated record. Gene Ontology annotation, cellular component: ribosome; cytosolic small ribosomal subunit.
UAUCCAACCAUUCCCCCUUUUUAACGUCAAGUGCCUAAUACAGAACCGAAGAACCAUGUCUGCUGAACAGAUUAUUGAGAACCAAGAAGUUGAAGUUGCAGUUGAAUCUACGAAUGGAGGUAUGUCUGUUGAAGACGCCCUUCAGGAGGUUCUUCGUCGUGCCUUGGUUCACGAUGGUCUUGCUCGCGGCUUGAGGGAGGCUGUCAAGGCUUUGGACAGACGCCAGGCUCAUCUGGCUGUUCUGUGCGAGUCCUGCACCGAACAGGAGUACGUGAAGCUUAUUGAAGCACUUUGUGCCGAACACAAUAUUAAUCUCAUCAAGGUUGCUGACCCCAAGAAGCUAGGUGAAUGGGUCGGUCUUUGCAAGAUUGACAGAGAAGGAAAUGCCCGUAAAGUUGUUGGCUGCUCAUCCGUUGCUGUUACUGAUUUCGGGGAGGAGUCUGAAGCUAUGAAUGUUCUUUUGGAUUACUUCAAGACUCGUUAAUUGAUGAAUUAAUAAUAGUAGUAAUAAACUGAAGUCCCUGACGUGAAAAGGGAUUCACAAUCACCUUUUUUUCUUAAUGCUCUGUUCUCUUCUCUACUU